GAGGAUACCCCUGUAUGCCCCGAGAACGAGGCGACAAAAUAAUAUCACGUGAUCCAAAAUGGGCAGUCCUCUGACGGAGCUGAAAAAAGCCAUUUUCUGGCGCUGCUGCAAAUUCUGUCCAAGUCCAAAUAAUUAACCUGGAUCCUCGCUGUGAGGAGAGGGAAACUUUUAUGUCUGAUCAGAUCAGUCCAGAUGGAUAAAAUGCAGCCAAACCGGGUCAAAAUCACAGAUCUGAAUCCACACCUCACAUGUCCACUGUGUGCUGGCUACUUAAUUGAUGCUACCACCAUCGUAGAGUGCCUGCACUCUUUUUGUAAAACUUGUAUCGUUGCCUUCCUGGAGACAAAUAAGUUCUGCCCUCGAUGUGACGUCCAGGUUCAUAAGACAUGUCCACAGCUCAGUAUCAGAGCGGACAAAACUCUUCAAGACAUUGUAUAUAAGCUUGUUCCAGGGUUAUUCAAAGAUGAGAUGAAACGGAGGCGGGACUUCUAUGCAGAGAAUCGUGUGCUGGAACCAGGGGAAGUGGUGGAGACGUUUAACAUUGCAGAGGAUGAAAUCAUCAGUUUGUCCAUACAGUUCUAUGAGAGGAACAAAAAUAAUGAGAUGCAGCGUGCAGAGAUGGAGGGAGACAAGUCCAAUGGUAAACGCUUCCUGCAGUGCCCAGCAGCCAUGUCCGUCAUGCACUUAGCAAAGUUCCUCCGAAGCAAGAUGGAUAUCCCCAACAACUACCGGGUGGAGGUGUUGUAUGGAGACGAGCCGUUGAAGGACUACUACACACUAAUGGACAUCGCUUACUUCUAUGAAUGGAGACGGACUGGACCCAUCCCCCUGCAGUACCUGGUCAAACCCAACCGGAAGCGCAGGAGGGCGUCCCAGUCUGCAGCCCAGGGCCACUCUGACGGCGUCAACACUAGCCCGACGUCAGAGAGCGACUCCCAGAGCGACAAAGUCCACAGUCCUGCUGCAGCCCAACCGCCCCGAGCCUCGUCUCAGUCCAGCCCCGCAUCCCACAACCCAUCCCCUGCCAUCCAAAGCUCCAACGGUCCCACUGUGCCCAACAACACUCAGCGACACACACUCGCCUCCAAACAGGGCACCAACACUCGCAAGGUGACUGUCAACGGCACAAGCUCCGGGGCCGGCAAAGAGGAGGCAAGGGGAGGGGACAAAAGUGGUUUGCCUCCGACGACCUAACGUGCACAGAGGGCAGCGGGGAGGACAGUGUUUGAAUUGCUCCCUUUUAUUAUUUCUACAGCGCAAACAGACAAGCUCCAGCUGUCUUUCUUCUGGACAAACAGGAGGCGGAUUAUUGUCAUCACCUUUCAGCAGGACAGACUGAAAAGUGCAGCCAAAUAGACACUUGUAUGGUGGUAUGUGUGUGUGUGUGUGCGUGCGCGUGUGUGUGUGUGUUUAUGUGUGUUAGACUAGAACAGUGCACACAUACAAACUGUACAGUAUGUAUCAAAUGUGAGCAUGUGUGCAUACAUAUGUAUAAACUUAUCUUUUAUACAAGAUAUUGUAAUCGUUUUGUAUUGUAUAUGCAGUGGGUCUGUUUCAUUUCAUAGUUCCAACAGCAUCAUUCUGCUCCGUAAAAAGCUGAGACAAAAAGCUGCAAGGCGCUGCAGUGUGAGUCACUGCAGGAGGUGGAUGUUAAGAGAAAAAAGAAGCUAAUCUUUGCCUUUAAACAGUCAUGUUGAUAACUGCUGUAUAAGUGUCCAGUAUACGCAAACACUCAUCAGGUAACACAGGUACAUUACAUUUAACUGUUGAUGCACUUUGUCAAGGUCAGAUCACUCAAUCCAAAACUGAGUUUUGUCCAACAGGAGAAGCAUUUUCAUUUUCAUAUGUCCAAGCACUACCACUCUCACAAGCAGACAUUUGUGAGCUUAACACAUUCUUUCUCUUGUGGCAGUUGAAGAACUCAAAAGGGAUUUGGAUAUUUGGCCAUGUAUGUUGUAGUUCCAUAAAGUUCAACAUUCCUUUUGUUUCUUUUCAACACACAAUGAUACUUUUUUAUCAGCCAUAUGUGCAUGUUUUAGGUCAAUAAAAUGUUUACUUACUAGGUUUUUCUGA
This is a messenger RNA of Notolabrus celidotus (New Zealand spotty), 2073 nucleotides long. RefSeq names its product polycomb group RING finger protein 2-like. Lineage: Eukaryota; Metazoa; Chordata; Actinopteri; Labriformes; Labridae. Bases 193 to 1194 code for a protein of 333 amino acids. Gene Ontology annotation, biological process: negative regulation of transcription by RNA polymerase II. Gene Ontology annotation, molecular function: promoter-specific chromatin binding; metal ion binding. The transcript has 9 exons. Gene Ontology annotation, cellular component: PRC1 complex. The record is from RefSeq and is a predicted model, not a curated record.